GUCCGCAUCUUCACGUACCUCAUUGGACGGGAGGCGGCUUUUGCGGACAAUCUCAAGUGGAUGGCCUGUGCCAACAAAGGAUUCUUCACCCAGAUCUCCACGUUGGCUGAUGUGCAGGAAAAUGUCAUGGAAUACCUCCACGUGCUGAGCCGGCCCAAGGUGAUCGACCAGGAGCACGACGUGGUGUGGACUGAAGCUUACAUCGACAGCACCCUCCCUCAGGCACAAAAGCUUGCCGACGAUCAGGGCCUUGUCCUGAUGACCACAGUCGCCAUGCCCGUGUUUAGUAAGCAGAAUGAAACCAGAUCGAAGGGCAUUCUUCUAGGCGUGGUUGGCACAGAUGUCCCAGUGAAAGAACUGCUGAAGACCAUCCCCAAAUACAAGUUAGGGAUUCACGGUUAUGCCUUUGCAAUCACAAAUAAUGGAUAUAUCCUGACGCAUCCAGAACUCAGACCACUGUAUGAAGAAGGGAAAAAGCGAAGGAAACCUAACUACAGUAGCGUGGACCUCUCCGAGGUCGAGUGGGAAGACAGAGACGAUGUGUUACGAAAUGCCAUGGUGAAUCGAAAGACAGGGAAGUUUUCCAUGGAGGUGAAGAAGACAGUGGACAAAGGGAAACGGGUUUUGGUGAUGACAAAUGACUACUAUUAUACAGACAUCAAGGGUACUCCUUUCAGUUUAGGUGUGGCGCUCUCCAGGGGCCAUGGGAAGUAUUUCUUCCGAGGGAAUGUAACCAUUGAAGAAGGCCUGCAUGACUUAGAACACCCCGAUGUGUCCUUGGCAGACGAAUGGUCCUACUGCAACACGGACCUGCACCCAGAGCACCGCCAUCUGUCUCAGUUAGAAGCGAUUAAGCUCUACCUCAAAGGCAAAGAACCUCUGCUGCAAUGUGAUAAAGAACUGAUCCAGGAGGUCCUUUUCGAUGCUGUGGUGAGCGCUCCCAUUGAAGCCUAUUGGACCAGCCUUGCCCUCAACAAAUCUGAGAAUUCUGACAAGGGCGUGGAGGUCGCCUUCCUUGGCACUCGAACUGGCCUCUCCAGGAUCAACCUGUUUGUUGGGGCUGAGCAGCUCACCAAUCAGGACUUCCUGAAAGCUGGAGACAAGGAGAACAUCUUUAAUGCAGACCAUUUCCCUCUCUGGUACCGAAGAGCUGCCGAGCAGAUUCCCGGGAGCUUCGUCUACUCCAUCCCCUUCAGCACAGGAACAGUCAACAAAAGCAAUGUGGUGACAGCGAGUACCUCCAUCCAGCUCCUGGAUGAGCGGAAAUCCCCCGUGGUGGCAGCUGUCGGCAUUCAGAUGAAACUCGAAUUUUUCCAGAGGAAGUUCUGGACCGCCAGCAGACAGUGUGCCUCUCUGGAUGGCAAAUGCUCCAUCAGCUGUGAUGACGAGACUGUGAACUGUUACCUCAUAGACAACAAUGGAUUUAUUCUGGUGUCUGAAGACUACACACAGACGGGGGACUUUUUUGGUGAGAUCGAAGGAGCUGUGAUGAACAAAUUGUUAACAAUGGGCUCCUUUAAAAGAAUCACCCUCUAUGACUACCAGGCCAUGUGCAGGGCCAACAAGGAGAGCAGCGACGCCGCCCGGGGCCUCCUGGAUCCUUAUAAUGCUUUCCUUGCUGCAGUAAAAUGGAUAAUGACAGAACUUGUCUUGUUCCUGGUGGAAUUUAACCUCUGCAGUUGGUGGCACUCAGAUCUGACAGCUAAAGCCCAGAAAUUGAAACAGACACUGGAGCCUUGUGAUACUGAGUACCCAGCAUUUGUCUCUGAGCGCACCAUCAAGGAGACCUCAGGGAACAUUGCUUGUGAAGACUGCUCCAAGUCCUUUGUCAUCCAGCAAAUCCCAAGCAGCAACCUGUUCAUGGUGGUGGUGGACAGCAGCUGCCUCUGCGAGUCUGUGGCCCCCAUCACCAUGGCGCCCAUCGAAAUCAGUCAACAUAACGAAUCUCUUAAGUGUGAGCGUUUAAAGGCCCAGAAGAUCAGAAGGCGUCCGGAAUCUUGCCAUGGCUUCCAUCCUGAGGAAAACGCGAGGGAAUGUGGGGGUGCGCCCAGCCUCCAGGCCAAGAUGGUCCUUAUCCUGUCCCCUCUGCUUCUGCUGCUCUUCUUAAGGUGACACUGACCGAGAUGUUCUCCUGGCAUGCUAAAUAAUGGAUAAACUGUGAACCAAAAUAUGGUGCGACAUAGGAGACAUGAAAUAUAGUCCAACCAUCAGCAUCUCAUGAUUUUAAACUGUGCGUGAUAUAAACUCUUAAAGACAUGUGGACAAAAAUGUUAUCUUUUUACUUUGCCAGUCAUGUAAAUGUGAGUUUGCCACCCUUCAUCAGAAACGGGGCUGCCAGUAGGCAGUGUCCCUUCUGCUUGAAACCCAUCGAAACCAAUUUAAAACUGUGUACUUUUUAAAUAAAGUAUAUUAAAAUCAUAA
Molecule: messenger RNA, 2421 nt
Organism: Myotis brandtii (Brandt's bat)
Lineage: Eukaryota; Metazoa; Chordata; Mammalia; Chiroptera; Vespertilionidae
Product: voltage-dependent calcium channel subunit alpha-2/delta-3
Exons: 27
Cellular component (GO): voltage-gated calcium channel complex
Molecular function (GO): voltage-gated calcium channel activity
Source: RefSeq, a predicted model, not a curated record